AUGAGCUGGAAUUCACCUGCAACCAACCAACCCGCCACCCAGCAGUGGGGCUCAACUACACCCUGGGACGGCAAUCAACAAGACUCGGCGCCUGGAGACAGUAGUGGCGGAAGAGGAUGGGACCAUACCCCUGCGAACCAAAGCACCUCCAACCAAGCUUCCAACAGCUGGGGUUCUUCUUCGACAAACAACGACAACAACGCUCAUGCUUCUGGCGGCAGUGGAGGCUGGACUUCGUCCGGUCCCAACAAGUCAAGCUCUGGUGCUCCUGCCUCGAACGAAGGAGGAGGCUGGAACUCUUCUGCUGGUGCAUCAGGAGGCAGUGGUUGGGAAGCAGACACUGGCUCCUCUCAGGCCAACAAAUGGAAUGAAAUGAGCAAACAGAUGGAGUCGACAUCGCUCCAAGACGAUCAACCUGUCCCCGAACCGACUAUAACCGUUGAGGAGGCGUGGCCUAGUUUCGCCGAGGCGGACGAUUCGCGGGAUUUGGAUGACAUCAAGACUGCACUGGCCCAGCUCUGCAGUGCCUACCAGGGAAGGACCUGGCAAGAGCUGGAGAACUUGCUUCGCAAGGAAAACUGCAACACAUACCUCGUCGCCGUAGAUGACCAAGUCUCGUUCGGAUACACACUUGUCAACUUACGCGCAGAGCCCAACCAAAAGUACCGCGUCAUUUCCUCAUUGAUCAAGCCCGGUACCGCGAAGAAGGGUCGUAUGGCCAUCGGUGUCGCCUCCAACUACGACGAGAACUUUGAGCGUCUCGAGAACGCAGGUGUCGUUCGUCCCAGUGGAGUUCCCAGAUGCUUCAAUUGCCGUCAGGAGGGCCAUGUCUAUUCUGCCUGCCCCGAGGAGAAGCGUGACGUUGAGCGGUCCGAAAACUUUGGCAAAUGUUAUAACUGUGGAGCUGAGGAGCAUCGGAGCCGCGAUUGUCCUGAGCCUCGCAAGGUGAUGAUUUGCAGAAACUGUGGCAACGAGGGUCAUCAGGCUCGCGCAUGCCCUGAGCCUCCCGCACCAAUGGUCUGCAACCGCUGCCGCCAGGAAGGCCACCAGUCGCGCGAAUGCGACCAGCCGAGAACUGAUAUGACUUGCAUCCGCUGCAACCAAGAUGGUCACAUGGUCCGCGACUGCGACCAGCCCAGAACGGACGUAACUUGCCACCGGUGCAAUCAGGUCGGACACAUGGUGCGUGAUUGCCCCGAACCCAGGACUGACAUGACCUGUAACCGCUGCAACGAGGUCGGCCAUUUUUCGCGCGACUGCCCUGUCCCCAGGACCUGCAACCGGUGCGGAGCCGAGGACCACGAGAGUCGCGACUGUGACCAGCCCAGAACAGAUAUCCAGUGCAACCGUUGUAGCGAGAUGGGGCACAUGGCUCGUGACUGCGGCCAGGAGCGCGAGCAGCGUGCUUGUUUUCGCUGUGGUUCCACCGACCAUAUCUCGCGCGAUUGCUCUGAGCCUCACACGGACCGCACGGACAUGCCACCUCGUCGCAACCGCUUCGGAUUUGACCAGGGCUUCUAA
This is a messenger RNA of Linnemannia hyalina, 1521 nucleotides long. Lineage: Eukaryota; Fungi; Mortierellomycota; Mortierellomycetes; Mortierellales; Mortierellaceae. The record is from the annotation of a GenBank genome assembly.